GUCCACGCGAGACUAAGUCUGUAUGGGGUGUUGCUGCCCGCGUUGAUUGCGUUGCGUGCUGCCCGUCCUACAUCAAGCCAGGGGUUCAUUUUAAGGGGUUCAAAUAUUUUGUAAAGCGAUCUGAUAUUUUGACCAUAAGGGAUACCUGGGCGGAUAAUGAAUCGUAAUGUUGCCAAGCGCCCUGGUGGCGGCAAGAACCGCGGCGGAGGUCGUGGUGGCCACGGCAGCCAGUAUGCUGGCCCCAAGCCCAAGUCCAAAGGCCAGAGUGUCAGCCGAAAAGGCGGAGCAGCCGACUACGACGAAGACGCCGUCGUUGUGCAGCGACCGGAGCCUAAGAACAGAGGUCAGGACAGGAAUUCGGCGGCGCCGGCCGCUCCGGCUGCUCCUUCUCCUGCUCCUACAGUCAGGAGAAAGGUGGAGAUGAAGCGUCUCUACAUGAACCCCGACACGCAGAAACUGAUCACGGAAACGCUGCAGGAGAUCCAGGGCAAGCGGUUCCUGGUGGACGACGUGGACGUGUCGGUGGGCUGGGGGGACCUCAGCCGCCAGUACUGGAUGCACGACCGCCACCUGGUGGUGGAGGGCGCGCGUCUUCACGCGCCCGCCGACCACCAGGAGACCGACCCCGAGGCCGAGUUCCACCAGUACGCCAUGGACCAGCUGCAGAGGUACGGCUUCCACGAGUCGCGGUGCGCGGCGGCGCUGGCGGCGGCCGGCGGCCAGUUCGGCCGCCGGUGUCGCGACAGUCACGAGCCGCCCGGGGGCCGGCCGCGCACGCCCGAGCAUCUGCGACGGCCCGACGAGCCGGCCGGCUUCACGCUGGAGAACGGCACGGUCAGGGCGCCGCGGCCGGCGCGGCCGUCCGCCCGCCGCAGUCACGAGUGGGAGGAGCUGCGGCGGCGAUUCGCGGAGAAGGCCAACAACAAGGCUUACCUGGAGUUCCAAGAGGCCAGGAGCAAGCUGCCGGCGUGGAAGGAGCGCGAGAACAUCGUCAACACCAUCAGGGAGAAUCAGGUCCUCAUCGUUAGCGGCAUGACGGGCUGCGGCAAGUCGACGCAGGUGCCGCAGUUCCUGCUGGACGAGUGGCUGGCCUCGGAAAGCUCGCGGGACGUCAGCCUGGUGUGUACGCAGCCGCGUCGCAUCUCGGCCAUUGGCGUGGCUGAGCGCGUCGCCCAGGAACGGCUCGAGAAGGUCGGCAACACGGUCGGCUAUCAGAUCCGACUCGAGAGCCGCACCUCCUCCUGGACGCGGCUGCUGUUCUGCACCACGGGCAUCCUGCUGCGCCGGCUGGAGGGCUCCGGCGGCCUCGACGGCGUGACGCACGUCAUCGUCGACGAGGUGCACGAGCGCAGUGAGGAGAGUGACUUCCUGCUGAUGAUCCUGCGUGACCUGCUGCCGCAGCGGCCCGACCUGCGGCUCGUCCUCAUGUCGGCGACGCUGGACGCCAAGCUGUUCUCCUCGUACUUCGGCGGCGCACCCGUCAUCGACAUACCGGGCAAGACGUUCCCGGUCAGCCAGUUCUUCCUGGAGGACGCCAUAGAGCUGACCUCGUUCGCGCUCGAGGAGAGCUCGACGUUCGCGCGGCGUGAGCGGGACCUGCUGACGGCGGAGGAGGGCAGCGGACGGGCCAUCGACUGGCCCCGCGAGCUGGAGCUGUCGGUCCGCGCCGAGCCGCCGCUGGCCAGCCGCCGCGACGAGACGCUGCCCGUCAGCCUGCUCUCAGAGCGGUACCGAGACUACAGCGAGCGGACGAGGAAGGCGCUGGCGCUGACCGAUCCGGACAAGAUCAACUACGACCUGGUGGAGGCGGUGCUGGCGUGGCUGGCCGAUGGCGACCACUGUCACCCGAAGACCGGCUCUAUCCUGGUGUUCCUGCCGGGCCUGGCCGAGAUCAUGACACUCUACGAGCAGCUGCAAGGACACCGGGCGCUGGGCAAGCGGGCGGGCCGCUUCCUUCUAGUGCCUCUACACUCCAGCCUCAGCAGCGAGGAGCAGCAGCUCGUCUUCAGGAAGCCGAAGCCCGGAGUGAGGAAGAUCGUCAUCUCCACCAACCUCGCCGAAACCUCCAUCACCAUCGACGAUUGUGUGUUCGUCAUCGACUGUGGCAAGAUGAAGGAGAAGAUGUUUGACCCGCUGCGCCGCAUGGAGAGCCUGGAGACGGUCUGGGUGUCGCGUGCCAACGCUGACCAGCGGAAGGGCCGCGCCGGCCGCGUCAUGCCCGGCGUGUGCUUCCACCUGUACACCAGCUGCAGGUACCGUCAUCACAUCCGGUCGCAGCCGGUGCCGGAGAUGAAGCGGGUUCCGCUGGAGCAGCUGGUGCUGCGCAUCAAGAUGCUGCCGUUGUUCUCGGGCCGCGACGUGCGCCACGUGUUCGGCCGUGUGCUGGAGCCGCCGACCGAUGCCAGCAUGACGUCAGCCGUGCGUCGGCUGGAGGAGCUGGGCGCGCUAGAUCAACAGGGCCAGAUGACAGCACUCGGCUAUCACGUGUCCGCCCUGCCGGUUGAUGUCAGGAUCGGCAAGCUGCUGCUGCUGGGAGCCGUGUUUCGGUGUCUGGACGCCGUCACCACGAUCGCCGCCUGCCUCAGCUUCCGCUCGCCGUUCGUGUCGCCGUUCUCGCGCCGCGCCGAGGCCGACGCUCGCCGCAGGCGCUUCGCCGCCGGCAACAGCGAUCAGCUCACUAUGCUCAACGGCUACAGGGGCUGGCGGGAGGCGGCCGAACGCUCACACGGAGCCGGCUACAACUUCGCACAGGAGAACUUCCUGCAAGUGAAGACGCUGGAGAUGCUGGCCAGUAUGAAGCACCAGUUCGUGGAGCUGCUGAGCGGCAUUGGGUUUGUGCGAGCCGGCCUAACGGCGCGGCAGCUGGAGCGGUGCGGCCGCGGCCGUGGCGACGGGGUGCUGCAGGCCACCGGACCCGAGCUGAACGACAACGAGAGCAACCGCCUGCUGUCGGCGCUGCUCUGCGCGGCCCUGUACCCCAACCUGGUCAAGGUGCUGACGCCCGAGGCCACCUACACCAAGAGCGAGGGCGGCGUCAUGGCCAAGGACACCAAACACGCCGAGCUCAAGUUCAAGACCAAGGAGGACGGUUAUGUGUUCAUCCAUCCAGUGUCAGUGAAUGCCAAGGUGAGCCGGUUCGAAUCGCCCUACCUCGUCUACAACGAGAAGGUGAAGACGUCGCGGGUCUUCAUCCGCGAGUGCUGCAUGGUGCCCGUCUACCCGCUGCUCCUGUUCGCCGGCAACGGCAUCGAGGUGGAGCGGCACGGCAGCGAGUACAUCGUCUCGCUGGACGAGGGCUGGAUCAAGCUCACCUGUCCCACGCAGACGAUCGCGGCGCUGCUGAAGGAGCUGCGCGGCGAGCUGGACCGGCUGCUGGCCGAGAAGAUCGAGACGCCGGCGCUGGACCUGGCCGCCUGCCCGCGCAGCCGCCGCGUGAUCGCCACCAUCGUGAGCCUGCUCAUGUCGGAGCACUGACGCCCGCCGCCGGCGCGGCCGAUGUCGGCGCCGCUCGGGGAGCGCGAGCGGGAGCGGGAGCGCCGGCCGCUGCCGUUAGAAGGCGGAUGUCCGCCGCCGGUUUGGCGAUGGUGUGACCU
Molecule: messenger RNA, 3593 nt
Organism: Pollicipes pollicipes
Lineage: Eukaryota; Metazoa; Arthropoda; Thecostraca; Pollicipedomorpha; Pollicipedidae
Product: putative ATP-dependent RNA helicase DHX57
Exons: 23
Coding region: 157-3474 (1105 amino acids)
Cellular component (GO): intracellular anatomical structure
Molecular function (GO): ATP binding; RNA binding; helicase activity
Source: RefSeq, a predicted model, not a curated record